AUGUGUCCAGCACCAGAAGCUGCGUUGGUUGGGGCAUGUUUUACGCAUGCCGAACCAUCGUUUGCCGAAGAGAGUACUGUUUUCCAUGCCCAAUUCGGAGUGGGCGCGGGGCAGUAUGCUUGCCAGCGCGAGGAUUCGCGAAGUGGCAAGCCCCAAGAGAUACAUUUACGAUUUGACGCAAGAAUCCAAGCCGCAUAA
Molecule: messenger RNA, 198 nt
Organism: Opisthorchis viverrini
Lineage: Eukaryota; Metazoa; Platyhelminthes; Trematoda; Opisthorchiida; Opisthorchiidae
Exons: 2
Source: RefSeq, a predicted model, not a curated record